AUGGUUGACUAUUUUUCGUUAAAAGAAUCUGUUUUAAUCUAUUUAGAUAGGAGUGGCGGCCUUCAGAAACUUGCUGAAGACUGCAAACAAUUGAACGAUCCCCAGCAGACGGAAGCUGUGUACAGGUUUUGUGUCUGUGUAAAUCCAUCUGAUGUGAUUGAGAUAGAUCCUGAAUUAGGUGACUGUGUCCUGCAUGACCCCCUCAAAGCAACAGCCUUAUUUCAGUCAGUUUGCUUCCUAGCAAUAAGGACACUUUCACUAGUUGAAAAAAUACAUACAAAGAGUCAGGUAAAUGUAGUUCUGAAGCUGACACACCUGCCUCCUUUUCCUGAGUAUACCUUGGACCUCUGUGCCUUCCCUCGCUCGUAUGGCCCCAUGAAGCCUGUCUUCAUGGAGGGUGUAGUCAUAGCCAUGACAAGGGUCACAAAAUACACUCAGGGGGCCAAGUUUCUCUGCAUUAAUGAAGACUGCCCCUGCUCUACAGGAUUCCACCACAUCCGUGUCCAUGUACCUGGGGCCACUGAAUCAGCUACUGUGAGAAAUGACUUCAGCUGCAUAGUCUGCAGCUCCCCACUGAGGGAGGAUAUGAAGUUUAGAGUACUAGGAGACAAACAACUGGUGGAGCUAAUGCAUUACAAAGCAAUGGAUGUUCUGAGGGCUCAUCAGCAAAGCUCACUUCGAUACCAAUCUGUCACUCUGUUUCUGAGAGAUGAGCUGUGUAACUCAAUGAGAAUUGGUCAGCUCUACAGUGUGGUAGGCAUUCCUGCACAUGUGCACCAGUGGCCCCAUAUUACCUGGAGUAUAGAGGCAAAUAACAUUCAACCGUGGGAAUCUGAAUAUCCACAUAAAGUUAGUGUCAACCUCCAGGAACUGUUGAAGGCUACAGCUGGUUCUCCUUGGAGGUUUUCGGCCAUCAUAGCUCAUUGCUUUGGGUUGGAUGUGGCUCCUCCAGGCCUGUACAACACUUUGAAACUGUGCUUGAUGCUCAGCUUAGUGCAAACUAAAGUGGAUGUAAAGGAAACAUUUCACAGCCUUGAUCUCCUAGUUAUCACCACUGACACUCUCAUAAUAGACAGACUAAUGACAUACAGCUUGAGCUUGGCUCGACGUGGGGUCAGGCAUCAGCCCUCAGGGGAGGUGUUCGCCUCUCUGUCACGGGACCAACAUGGAGCAGGCACUGCUAACAUCCACGGUGGCUCUGCUCUUUUAGCCACUGGGGGCAUUUGCAUGUUGGGAGAUCUGGGUUGUUACAAAAAAGACAAGCUGGAUGCCAUUCAGUCAGUGCUGGAGAGCCGGACAGUGUCUGUGUUCAUCCCAGGCAAGAAGUAUGGUGAGGAUGCUGACCAGCAGCUUUCCUUCCCUGUACAGUGCAGCUUCUGGGCUCUGGCAGAAGCUACAGAUGCCGCUCGAUUGUCUACCAGGGCAGACAACGCUGUGCUGGGAAGAGCAGAAAUGGGCCCGGUACAGAUUCAACUGGCAGAUGUCUUUGGCCUGGUCAUUCAGUGUCGGGAUAAUGUGGGAGACCAGGCUCUGCUCGCCCAGACUGUCCACACCCUUCAGCAGGCAGUACAGCCUGGAAAACCCGUCUAUCCUUCCUGCAUGACAAUUUCAACACAGGACUACCAGGAGCUCAUAGCUCAUGUGCAGGGUUUACAAGUAGAACUGAGUCCUGGAGCAGAAAAACUGAUCCACGGCUACUACAUGGCAAGCCGUAGAGUCCGAACACAGAGUCAGGCUGUCAACAUGUCUGCAGCGUCUGUUAAGCUACUAAUCUCCUUAGCCGAGGCUCACUGCAAGUUGUGUCUCAGAACUCGAGUACUGGAGGAGGACGCUGUGAUUGCUGUGCUUCUUUGUGAAAACUCCGUCACCCUAAAGCAUGGAACAUCUGCUCUGGUUAUUCCACCGGAUGCAGUUUUUCCCUGUGAUGUGGCUGAUGUGGAUGGUUUACACAGACGAGAUCUAAGCCUGGAUGAGCUCCACCAGAAUAUCCUACGCUUCAUCUAUACUUAUGCACCGGGAGCAAACGCAUACAUCACCGAAGAGUAGAAACACAGUGUUCUUGUCAAAUGGGCAAUAUACGUGGUGGCCAGUAUCAACACGUCGAGUUUGGACAGCUUGGUGUCCGGCGGCACAGACGGCAAAGUCCUUU
Sphaeramia orbicularis (orbiculate cardinalfish) is the source of this 2149-nucleotide messenger RNA. It is a transcript of the gene mcmdc2, whose product is annotated as minichromosome maintenance domain containing 2. Gene Ontology annotation, cellular component: nucleus. Gene Ontology annotation, biological process: double-strand break repair via break-induced replication. The transcript is spliced from 15 exons. NCBI's taxonomy places the organism in Eukaryota, Metazoa, Chordata, Actinopteri, Kurtiformes, Apogonidae. The record is from RefSeq and is a predicted model, not a curated record. Gene Ontology annotation, molecular function: single-stranded DNA helicase activity; DNA binding; ATP binding. Bases 1 to 2046 code for a protein of 681 amino acids.